This is a messenger RNA of Oryzias melastigma (Indian medaka), 2483 nucleotides long. RefSeq names its product tec protein tyrosine kinase (gene tec). The record is from RefSeq and is a predicted model, not a curated record. The transcript is spliced from 18 exons. The coding region runs from base 243 to 2156 and encodes 637 amino acids. Gene Ontology annotation, biological process: B cell receptor signaling pathway; T cell receptor signaling pathway; peptidyl-tyrosine autophosphorylation. Lineage: Eukaryota; Metazoa; Chordata; Actinopteri; Beloniformes; Adrianichthyidae. Gene Ontology annotation, molecular function: ATP binding; protein binding; non-membrane spanning protein tyrosine kinase activity.
UGCUUUCUCUUGUCUGUGGUCUGUAAAGCUGCAGUCAGGAAGUGCUGUUUGCAGUGAGGGUUCAUCACAGCUAGAGUUUGAUCAUUAGCAGUUUAGUGUCCACAGUGGGAACCGGGCUGUUCUGUUGCUGCUUUGGAAUUCUGAAUCACCGCGGAGUCUCAUCAGGAAGGUUGCAGAUCAGGUCCAUCCUUCUGUGGAAUAACGACUCCGAUCAAUGGGCGGACGCUGUGGAUGGAUCCAGAAUGAGUGUUGAACUGAUUCUGGAGGAGAAGCUGAUCAAGCGUUCGCAGCAGAAGAAAAUAACUUCCCCUCUGAACUACAAGGAGCGGCUGUUCGUCCUCACCAAGAACAAACUGACGUACUACGAUGGAAAACCCGAGAAGAAGUUCAAGAAAGGCUCUAUCGAGCUCAGCCGCAUCCGCUGCGUGGAAAUCGUCAAGAACAACGGUGGGAGCAUUCCCUGCCAGAACAAGUACCCAUUCCAGGUCGUGUACGACACCAACACCCUGUACGUGUUCGCUCCGAGUCAGGACAGCAGGACCAACUGGGUCCAGAGACUCAAAUAUGAGAUCAAAGACAACAAGGCGGUGCUGGUGAAGUUUCACUCCAUGUUCUGGCUGGACGGGGCGUGGCUCUGCUGUCGUCAGGUGGAAAAGCAGGCCAUGGGCUGCGAGGAGUACAACCCCUACAGAGACAAUACUAGAAAGCCUCUUCCUCCCAUUCCAGGACCAAUUCAACGCCCGUCCCCUCCCCCUAUCCCCACGUCUGAGGACGAUGACGGAGACAUGGACGAGGACGACGAAGACGAAGAGGACACGGUGGUGGCGCUGUACGACUUUCCAGGAGCCGAGCCGCACGACCUGAGUCUGGUCAAAGGAAACGAGUACGUCAUCGUGGAGAGGUGCGACGCCAACUGGUUCAAGGCGCGCAACCAGUACGGUGAGGAAGGCUACAUCCCGAGUAACUACGUCACAGAGAAGAGGUCUGGGAACCUGGUGCAGUAUGGCUGGUACAGUAAACAGGUGAACAGGAACAAAGCAGAGGAGCUGCUGAGGAACGAGGACAAAGUGGGAGCCUUCAUCGUGAGAGACUCCAGCACUCCGGAAACCUACACAGUGUCUCUGUACACCAAGGGCUCUGCAGGAGACGGCGUCUCAGCCAUAAAGCAUUACCACAUCAAGCAGACGGAGACGUCACCCCCCCAGUAUUACCUGGCUGAGAAGCACCUGUUUUACUCCAUCCCGGAGCUGAUCGAGUACCACAAACACAACGCAGCCGGUUUGAUCACCAGGUUGCGAUAUCCUGUCGGUAAACGGGACAAAUCUGCUCCGUCCACGGCCGGCUUCAGCUACGAAAAGUGGGAGAUCAACCCGAGCGAGCUGACCUUCAUGAAGGAGCUGGGCUGCGGUCAGUUCGGACAGGUGAGGCUGGGCAAGUGGAGGGCUCAGCACAAAGUGGCCAUCAAGUUCGUCAGGCAAGGAGCCAUGCACGAGGAGGACUUCAUCGAGGAGGCCAAGAUCAUGAUGAAGCUGUCCCACCCCAAGCUGGUGCAGCUGUACGGCGUGUGCAGCCAGCAGAAGCCCAUCUACAUCGUCACCGAGUUCAUGGAGAACGGCUCGCUGCUCAACUACCUGCAGGAGGGGCGGGGCAGCUUCGACCUGGGGUCCUUGCUGAGCAUCUCCCUGGACGUGUGCGAGGGAAUGGAGUACCUGGAGGCGCACGGCUUCAUCCACAGAGACCUGGCGUCCAGGAACUGCCUGGUGAACGACUCGCGGGUGGUGAAGGUGUCCGACUUCGGCAUGACCAGGUUCGUGUUGGACGACCAGUACACCAGCUCGUCUGGCUCCAAGUUUCCCGUCAAGUGGUCUCCGCCGGAGGUCUUCAACUUCUGCAGAUACAGCAGCAAGUCUGACGUCUGGUCCUACGGUGUGCUGAUGUGGGAGGUGUUCACCGAGGGCCGCAUGCCGUUCGAAAACAACCCCAACCACGAGGUGGUCACCCUGAUAAUGCAGGGUCACCGCCUGUACAGACCCAAGCUGGCCACGCCCACCCUGUAUGACAUCAUGCAGCUCUGCUGGAAGGAGAGAUCCGAGGACCGUCCCAGCUUCUCCAGCCUCUGGGUCAUGCUCUCUGACACUCUGGAGGAGGACGUCUGACCCCCUCCUCCUCCACGCCGCCCCCCGGUGGCCACACCAACCUGGUGCCCCUCCUCACCGAGCAGUUAUCUGGAACAACCAAUGAAAAUGAGAAGAGGAGCAGCUGGUGUGACGCCGAGUCGCAGCCUGAAUGACAAGAACUGACAUCGGAUGACCCGGUUCUGGUUCUGUUAAAGACGAAUGGAUUCUUAGAACCUGAAGAUUCUCACAAAGUCUUGAUUUUUGUUUUGUAAUUUUACUGAGAUGAUUGUUGUUGUCCUUUUUCCACAAACGUCUAAUACAUUUUUGAAUAAUAAAAACAUGAUGUUGGAUUUUCUGUCUGAUCUA